Messenger RNA from Dendronephthya gigantea, 2237 nucleotides. RefSeq lists its product as uncharacterized. Bases 208 to 1551 code for a protein of 447 amino acids. The record is from RefSeq and is a predicted model, not a curated record. The transcript has a single exon. NCBI's taxonomy places the organism in Eukaryota, Metazoa, Cnidaria, Anthozoa, Malacalcyonacea, Nephtheidae.
AUCUUCGUAUUUUGAACCCAAAAAAGCGCCAUAGUAUGAUUUUGGCCAGAGCACGAAGACACUUUUUAUGGAAAUUAGUCUCUCGUCCUCGUCCACUUCCACAAUGAAUAUAUAAUUGCAUACGGUAAACAUAACAUAAUAGCAAACGUAUUGGUUGUGGUUCGCUGUUGCUUUGACGAAGCCAUGUAUCUCUGCUAGCAUUUUAAAAUGAGGUUUCGAUAUGUAAACCAGAAUGUUUUUAUUCUUAUUGUAAUCGCCAUCGUUCUGCUCAUUUACGUAUAUUUUUAUAGUGCAAUAACUACGACUUAUUCCGCCGAAUAUUUCACUCAAAAUGAUGAAAUCAUUUUCCCAAAUGUUUCGUUAUUUUCCAAUUUUUCCGGUAAUAUUUCAUUAUUUGUGAGGAUGUCUGGCAGAAUGGACCACAGGACUCGUUUUUACUGUAUUUUCUUCAAGCCAGUUGUUGUAUUUUGGCCUCCUUCAUUGGGAAAAAUUGUGGUCGCACUUGAUGAAGAGUCACAAGAAGAUCACGAGUUCGGCAAGCAACUAGAACAACAGACCAGACAAUAUUUCCCUGACUACAAUAUGGAAGUUAAAUACGAACCAUUACCUAAGGACAAGACAGUUUUAGAUUUUCCACGUCGACUCAAGAGUCCUGGCUACAACCGCCAGCUCUGGAGCAGUUUCUUCAUUGAUAAAUUUACGAAUGACUCGAUAAUCGCAUGGAUGGAUAAUGACGCCAGUUUAUUGAUUCCGGUGAAACAAUCCACUAUUCUUAACGCAACAAAGGUCCGUGUUGUAGGCUCUUGUUGUAAUACAAAAAGAUACGGUUGGGUCAGAUCCUGGGCAAAAACAACGCAGCUGGCCAUCGGGUUUCCAAUGAUUGCUGACUUUAUGACAUAUUUCCCUGUGUAUUUUUACCGCGAUACGGUAACGCACUGCAGGAGUCACAUACUCAAAAGAUUCAAGACGACCAACUUUGAAGAAGCCUUUAAAAGAUUCUAUCACACAGACACUGGAUAUCUCUCUCCAGUGAGUGUAAUUUUGAGUUAUGCCUGGUAUUUUGAAAGAGGGAGAUAUGACUGGAGCCUUGAGGUUUGUGAAGACCUGGCGGAAUAUAACAAAUUUUUACCAAAUGGACGCAAAUUGGAACCCAAAUACACAAAAAGUGUUCUUGGCCAACCGCACACAGGAGGUCAUGGUGUCCAGAUCCCAAAUCACCUUCGACGUGUUCCUCGAAUUAGUUUCUGUCAAUCACAAAUAGCGGCGGGAAAUCGGCCAGAGAUGUGUAAGAAUCACAGUGCAUCAGACAUGAAAGAUCUGCUCAUGCUUUUCAACCAUGAUUCCCACUAUGUAAGAAUUGAAGCAGGUCAGACCCCAUGUACGGGUAAAUUAGAAAAAUACUGUAUGACAAUCCUGGAGGAUUAUCACCGAGAUAUUGGCCGCGAAAUCAAAAAUAGGAAGCGUAAAAUCGUGUGGCAAAAUAUUGAGACUGUCGCCAACAUUUCGAAAAAUGCUGGAAUAAGCUGUCCAGAGAACUGGUUUCGAGUGUAGUAACCGCUAACGCUAUUUUUUAAGUCUUGUUUGGAAAAUUAUAUAGCUAUAAACUAGAAAUUUGUCUUGCCGGCCAUAGAAGUUGUUUUAAAAUUUUUAAGGAGUAUUUUUGGCCUUUGCAAUAUCCCUAACAAUAAAGCUGCAUACACAGGGUGUCCCAAUAAAAACCAAAACCAUUGAAAUCACCCAUAACUGAAUGUAAUGGCCAGAGUUUGUCAGUUUGAAUGCCUAAGCACCCUGUUGGGACCCACAUGCAAGUGUAUAAAUACAUGUUCGACGUAGGCAUUUUUAUGCAUGUGGGCCAGCAUGGCAGUACAAUUUGUUUGCAUACCCACAAAUGACUUUUAUUGUAUAACAAUACGCUUUUAUUCGCUUUACAAAUAACCGUGGAUAACUGUGAGAGGCGCGGUGAGACUUUUGUUUGUGCCGGCGUGGCCGAAAGCCUAUUUAGCAUUUUGUAAGUUGUGUUAAUCCUCACGGGCAGAAAUUCGUGAACAAGUCGUUCAAAUUUUAACAAAAGGAGAUUUCAAUAGUUUUGGGCAUUCAUCGCAAUUAUCGCUACUCUGGUUUUAAUAAAUGAAAGUAAUCACCAACACAAAGAUUAACUUUCACGACGCAACGUUUCUUCACUCCGGUCAAGUGCCUUUAGUAGGGGUGAUCUGAUAUUGAAACUCAUUUCUUUAUAC